GACGCGCUUGCCCUCCCCCUCGCCCUGCCCCCCCCCCGCCGGCAGGAGAGCAGCAGCAGCAGCGGGCGCCGCGUUGACGAGCCUGCGGCGGCGGAGCGCAGCGCCAUGGCCUCCGAAGCGAAGAUGACCCUCCAGUUGAUGCUGGCUGUUGGAGGGGCAGUGUUGGGCUCUCUGCAGUUUGGGUAUAACACCGGAGUCAUCAAUGCACCCCAGACGGUGAUAGAAGAAUUUUACAACCAAACAUGGUUCAACCGAUACGAGAAGUACAUCACCCCGGGCACUCUUGUCACUCUCUGGUCUCUCUCGGUGUCCAUUUUCUCGGUUGGUGGGAUGCUCGGGUCAUUCUCAGUUGGGCUCUUCGUCAACCGCUUUGGACGGCGGAACUCCAUGUUGAUGUCCAACUCCCUGGCGUUUAUCGCUGCCAUCCUGAUGGGCUUCUCCAAGAUGGCCGGGUCUUUUGAGAUGCUGAUCCUUGGCCGCUUCGUCGUGGGGAUCUACUCUGGCCUCAGCACAGGCUUUGUGCCCAUGUACGUGGGGGAAGUGUCCCCCACGGCUCUUCGGGGGGCCUUAGGGACACUCCACCAGCUUGGGGUCGUCGUCGGGAUCCUGAUCGCGCAGAUCUUUGGCAUCAAUCUGAUCAUGGGGACCGAGACGCUCUGGCCCUUUUUGCUGGGGUUCACCUUCAUCCCUUCCUUGGUUCAAUGCGUCCUGCUGCCUUUUGCUCCUGAAAGCCCCCGCUUCCUUCUCAUUAACCUCAACGAGGAGAACAAAGCCAAGAAUGUCCUAAAGAAGCUCCGAGGGACGACCGAUGUCAGCAGGGACCUUCAGGAGAUGAAAGAGGAGAGCCGGCAAAUGUUGCAGGAGAAGAAGGUCACCAUUUUGGAGCUUUUCCGCUCCCCGGUGUACCGCCAGCCCCUCUUGAUUGCCAUCGUACUGCAGCUCUCCCAGCAACUCUCGGGGAUCAACGCGGUCUUCUACUACUCAACAGACAUCUUUCGAAGAGCCGGAGUGCAGAAGCCUGUCUACGCCACGAUUGGGGCUGGUGUUGUCAACACAGCCUUUACCGUUGUCUCGUUGUUCGUGGUGGAGCGGGCUGGUCGAAGGACGCUGCACCUGGUUGGACUUAUGGGAAUGGCCGUAUGUGCAUUUCUCAUGACCAUUGCCCUGGCGCUACUGAAUCAAGUGCCGUGGUUGUCGUAUCUCAGCAUUGUUGCUAUCCUUGGCUUUGUGGCAUUUUUCGAAAUCGGCCCGGGACCUAUUCCCUGGUUCAUUGUGGCAGAGUUGUUCAGCCAAGGCCCACGUCCUGCUGCCAUUGCCGUUGCGGGGCUGUCCAACUGGACCUCCAACUUCAUCAUAGGGAUGGGCUUUCAAUACGUGGCGGACCUUUGUGGGGCCUACGUCUUCAUCAUUUUCUUCGUCUUGCUUAUCCUCUUCUUCAUCUUCACCUACUUCAAGGUGCCUGAGACAAAGGGCCGAACCUUUGACGAGAUUGCCUCCGAGUUCCGCCAGGGGAGUGCUGCCCAUAGUGACAAGACGCCAGAUGAGUUCCACAGCUUGGGUGCUGACUCCCAAGUCUAAGCUAUGGAGUCGGGCAGGUUUCUCCUUUGCGUUGCUCCUUUCCUGCCUGUCCUCCAUAAGCUUGUAGCAAAGCCAGGUCUGAGGCAAAGAAGGUGUUUGGGUCCUGAUUCCAGCUCCAGAGCCUGGUUUCUGGAUGACGAACCCAACUCUUAGCUCCUUAGGAACAGUUAGCUGGUUUCAAGUCCAGGAUUUCAAUGGUGUCAACAUUCAGAAGCAAUGGUUACUCUUCACGGCCAAGCCACGUCCUUGAGAAGAUAGCACUUCUUCACCCUUCCUCUAAUUUUUUUUUCCUCUUUGUUUUAUAAAGGAGAAAAAGCAGAAAUCUCCCCUUCCCCGAAAACCUUGCAUUGCUGGAGGCAAACAUUCAAAACCAUUAAAAGCCAGUUAAAUACGGGUAGGGGAAAUUUAAAGCAGUGUGUCUAAAAUGAAUGUGGACUGGAUUUGAAGGGGCAAUUAUGUGGUUUCUGAGGCCAGUGUUUAAGAGUUGGGGAGAAGAAUGAAUGAAGCAAAGGCAGAGGUUUCCUUUGAUGAGUUGCAAUUGUGUCCUAAAAGGAACGGUGUGGUAUUUUUAAAUGUGGGUGGGUGGGUGGGGGGAGUGAGAAAGUGCAUCGCAAAAACAAGAUUUUAAACCUCCUGUGGGGGGGGGGGAACCAUUGGUUCUUCUCCCCACCUUACAAAGGUAUUGUCCAAAGGUCAAUAGAGGCCUCUUUUUUUGGCAGGACUAAGUUCUUGAUCAUGAAAACCUGGUUGCCAAGGCUCAGCCCCUUCCCAGCUGCCCCUUCCUUCAGUGUGACAGUCUACUCUGGUCACUCCAGAGCAAGAGGGUCCUGGGGAGAAAAUGGGCUUGGUGGUCCAAGGGAGCUGAUAAAAGAAUUGAGCUGGGUUGGCCACUUGGGGCUGCAGUUUCCAAAAUCUGGGGCUGUGAACAAUUGGCAUGGGCAAUUGCUUUCUCUGGCCUGGAGGGGGACAGAUCUGGAUGUUUCUCUGAUGAGACACCCCCGCUCCAAAUCGCUGAAGGCAGAGGGUGCUACAGACGCCCCCAGGCCCAGUUUCAAAAGCUUGAUGUGCAAUGGGUGCCUUGCGACCAGAGUUCCAGAGACCCCUCGCUUUAGAGCCUCCAUCCUUGCCGGAGUGGCUGGGUCGGGCUGUGGCCCACAGCCGUCUUCCUGCUCUCGGUUCCCCCUGAUGGGGAGGAAAUGAGUGAGGGAAAAGGGCCGGUUCCUCCCCAUCAGGAAGGCUUCCACCCGCAUUCCUGCCAGAGCGGGGUUGAUCUUCGGACUCUGUGGGGUCAAGGGCGUGUAGUCCGGGAUUCCAAAAAGGACGUUUCCCAGCCUUGGCGGAAGAGGGUCCCGACUGGCUGCCUCUGAAGAGAACAGGGCUGCGAUCUCCCUGCCCUGGGAAUGGACAGAUUCUUUUCGAAAGCCAGCAGAAACAGCUCCAGAAAUUAUGCACUGGGGCAAGAACGACCCCCACCCCCCAAAUCUCAGCUAACAAGGCUUUUUUCCUGCACCCUCCUCGCCCCCACCCUGAAAGAGAACCCAUAUCGUUGGGGUGGGGCGACUUUCUGGCAACCCUUGACAACCUGGACUCACUCAACGCUCCAUCCCACCGCCCCAAAAGCGAGAAUGGCUGCACACCUUUUCCUGCUUUGUGUCUAGACUGGAAAAUAUUUAUAUUACGAUGUAUUUUUUUUUGUCCGUUUUGUUCUUGUUUCACGUUAACAGUGCACUAAGUUAUGGCAUUGUUUCCGAUAGACAAGUUCAUUCUUGAAUAGUUCUAGUUUCUCUAGCAACUGAAAGGUCUGUAUUUGACUAUGAUAAACUUAUUUUUUAUAUAGAUUAUCUCACCCGCACUGUAGCAGAACCUGUUGCACUGAUAUUUUAGAGUUUCUUUACUAUAGUCAGCCACCCUGAUUAAGAAGCCCUUCCAGGUUGUGUUUGGUAGAACAGGUUUGCAAAAAAGUAAAAAUAAAAAUUCUGAGGCAACACAAUUAAACGCAUCUAUUUAAUAAUAUAUAUAUAUAUAUAUAUUUUAUUUAUUUGUCUGUCUGUAAACUGAAGGCAUACACACAACUGCACUUGAAUUCAAUAAAAUAAUUUCGUUUUUAGGAUUUUUUUUUAA
Molecule: messenger RNA, 3699 nt
Organism: Candoia aspera
Lineage: Eukaryota; Metazoa; Chordata; Lepidosauria; Squamata; Candoiidae
Gene: SLC2A1
Product: solute carrier family 2 member 1
Exons: 10
Coding region: 106-1578 (490 amino acids)
Biological process (GO): response to insulin; dehydroascorbic acid transport
Cellular component (GO): plasma membrane; apical plasma membrane; basolateral plasma membrane
Molecular function (GO): D-glucose transmembrane transporter activity
Source: RefSeq, a predicted model, not a curated record